AAUGAACCAAUCAUUAAUCUCCUUAGUAUACAUAAGGAAUGGAACGUGGCGAUGAGUGUACGUGUCAGUAGAACAUUGGUGCGAACACGUAUCAGUUUUUGGGCGAGGGGUAAAUUCAAGUUACAGGUGUUUUUAGAGUUGUGGAGAGCGAAGGAAAGAAAGAAUUUGUAGCGCAGAUCCUGCAUAAUAAUAAUAACAAUAAGAAGACUCAGAAUUGUUGUCUGGGAGCAGGAUGGAGUGGAGAUGGAUUUGGGUGACUGUUUUAGUGGCAUAUGUCUGCGUGGCGGAAGCUCUGUAUGGGCCCUCAUCCAACGUGCUUCAGUUAUCUCCCUCCAAUUUUAAGUCCAAGGUAUUGAGUUCAGAAAGACUCGUGUUGGUAGAGUUUUAUGCGCCCUGGUGCGGGCAUUGCAAGGCGCUGGCCCCCAUUUGGGAAAAGACAGCUACUGUUUUGAAGGGAUUUGUCACAGUUGCUGCUCUUGAUGCCGAUGCACACCAGUCUCUUGCGCAGGAAUACGGAAUCAAAGGAUUUCCAACCAUCAAGGCAUUUGUUCCUGGCAAAUCCCCUAUAGAUUACCAAGGAGCAAGGGAUGUGAAGCCAAUUGCAGAGUUUGCAAUUCAGCAGUUAAAGGCUGUUGUUAAAGAUCGUCUGAAUGGGAAUACCGGAUCAAGCAAGAAAAGUGAAUCAAGUUCGUCAACUGCAUCUAUAGAACUGAACUCUAGCAACUUUGAUGAUCUUGUUCUGAAAAGUAAAGAUCUGUGGCUUAUUGAAUUUUAUGCCCCUUGGUGUGGUCACUGCAAAAAACUUGCUCCAGAAUGGAAGAAAGCUUCAAACAGCUUGAAAGGCAAGGUGAAUUUUGGUCACGUGAACUGUGAUUCAGAAAAGAGUCUGAUGAGCAGGUUCAAUGUCCAAGGAUUCCCUACAAUCUUGGUUUUUGGAACUGACAAGGAGAGUCCAGUGCCAUAUGAAGGUGCUAGAACUGCGUCUGCCAUUGAAUCCUUUGCUCUUGAUCAGCUUGAGACAAAUGUUUCUCCUCCGGAAGUAGUUGAACUUACAGGACCGGAUGUGAUGGAAACUAAGUGUGCAGCAUCAGCAAUCUGUUUUAUCAGUUUUCUGCCUGACAUUUUAGACACAAAGGCAGAAGGAAGGAAUAAUUACCUAGAACUUCUUCUGUCCGUGGCAGAAAAAUUCAAGAGAAAAUCCUACAGCUAUGUUUGGGCAGCGGCUGGGAAGCAGCCUGCUCUUGAAAAAGCAGUUGGUGUUGGUGGAUAUGGGUACCCUGCCCUUGUAGCUUUGAAUGUUAAGAAAGGUGUCUAUGCUCCACUUCGUAGCGCAUUUGAACUUGAACACAUUGUGGAAUUUGUGAAGGAUGCAGGGCGGGGAGGAAAAGGUAACCUCCCUCUUGAAUCCAUUCCUGUCCUUGAGAAGACUGAAUCCUGGGAUGGGAAAGAUGGAGAGAUUCUAGAGGAAGAUGAGUUCUCUCUUGAUGAGCUAUUGGGUGACGAUACCAUUGACAAGAAAGAAGAGUUGUGAGAGAAUAUGUAUUUCAAAUAAAGGGAUAAAUUGCAACGAUUUUGAUAAUUUAAAAUUUUACUGAGUUCUUUGAGCA
Messenger RNA from Cryptomeria japonica (Japanese cedar), 1607 nucleotides. RefSeq names its product protein disulfide isomerase-like 2-3. The transcript is spliced from 9 exons. Gene Ontology annotation, cellular component: endoplasmic reticulum lumen. Gene Ontology annotation, molecular function: protein disulfide isomerase activity; protein-disulfide reductase activity. NCBI's taxonomy places the organism in Eukaryota, Viridiplantae, Streptophyta, Pinopsida, Cupressales, Cupressaceae. The record is from RefSeq and is a predicted model, not a curated record. Bases 233 to 1531 code for a protein of 432 amino acids. Gene Ontology annotation, biological process: response to endoplasmic reticulum stress.